AUGGAUCUAUCUAAAGGAGCAUCAAAUGAUGCUCGUAAACAAAGAGAAGUACGAGAUAAAAAAGCUGAAUGUAAUAGUCAAUUAUUAGUAUUAGCAGCUGCAUGUGGAGCUCAAAUACGAUUAAGAAAAACAAAAAAAUCAAGUUAUGCAAAAAAAGUAUAUAUUUCAGAUGAUGUGUAUUUUAAUAAACGAUAUGACCAAAAUAAAAUUUUAGAAAUUGCCGUUAUAUUUGAAUGUGUUGUUAGAAAAAUGUGGAAUGAUGCAAGAAAAAAUUCAAAUAGUGAAAUUAUUAUUGAAAAAAAUCAGUUUGAUACAAUAAAAAAUGAAAAAGAAAUUAAAGACUUAAUAAACUGUAAAUUAGAUAUUUUAACAAAUGAUGAAAAAUUAGUUGGAUGUAAUAAUUUAUGGAAUGAUAAACCAAGUAUUAAUAGUGUUGAUACUCCUUUUUCUUUUAAAACAAAUGAAUUCUUAAGAAAAAGAAAAAACAGAAAUAGAGAAUCUGCUUUUAAUUCAUUUCUUUCAUGGAUUCUUAUUGAAAAAGGAAUUAAAUUAAUAUGUCGUAUUUCUUCACAAAAAGUAACUUCAAAAACUAUGAAUUUUUAUUUAUGGAAGUCUUAUAAACUACCAAAUGGAAAUAAUAUUAGUGAGUCUUAUCUUACAUCAAUUACUGACAAAUGUCGUAGACUUCUUAAUUCCUCUUUUAAAAAUACUAAUUGUUAUAUUCUUUCUCAAGAAACUCUUAAUGAUGCACAAUUAACUCCUGAUGAAAUUAAACUUAUUGGAUAUACUUAUGUAAAAGUUGAUUCUUCAGUUUUUGAUAGUUCUAUAACUGACAAAUCUGAUGAAAUUACAAUUGAUCAAAUCCAUUUUGACAAUGAAAUGCUUCAUUCUUUAGGCUUCUAA
Entamoeba nuttalli P19 is the source of this 903-nucleotide messenger RNA. RefSeq lists its product as hypothetical. The coding region runs from base 1 to 903 and encodes 300 amino acids. The record is from RefSeq and is a predicted model, not a curated record. NCBI's taxonomy places the organism in Eukaryota, Evosea, Mastigamoebida, Endamoebidae. The transcript has a single exon.